Molecule: messenger RNA, 5523 nt
Organism: Vollenhovia emeryi
Lineage: Eukaryota; Metazoa; Arthropoda; Insecta; Hymenoptera; Formicidae
Gene: jvl
Exons: 4
Source: RefSeq, a predicted model, not a curated record
UCUUGGUUGUUGCAGCAGUGCGGCAGCGGUAGCAGCGGCGGCAGCGGCUCGACGGAGGGUGUCGUGGUGAACGUCGGUACCAGUAACGGCGUCGGCAGCGUCGGCAGCGGCGGCGGCAGCGGCGUCGGCGUCGGUGGCAUGGACUGCAUGCCCUUGCGCCCCGGUCCGUUCCACUACCUCAUCAGCGAGCAAGCCAAGUCCCUGGUGGCCCUGCAGGAAUUGCAGAAUGAGGUCGGCGCCCUGCUCGAGUUCCGGGACCUCGUCAUCGAGACGUUCCCAAACCUCCGGCACAAGAUGGCUGCGACGGCGUCCGCGGGUGCGUCCGUGAUGUCGUCCACCUGUACCCAGAGCUCGCACAUCCCGCUGCCGCUGUCGAGCCCGUCCUCGCGAAGGAUCAGCGAAUGGGAGCCUGGCAAGAUAAGGCGGCGUGUGACGCGCGAAAGUAGCGGUGGCGGCGGCAGCGGUGGAAGCGGCAGCGGGGGUGGAGGUGAAUCCUCAUCCUCGUUGCCUAGAAGCCGCAGCAACUCCCACAGCGGCGGCACCAAGAACAACUGUAGUGCGACGGUCCAGGACUCCGGUUUCAGUACGGAGACCUCGUCGAAGGACAGCGCCUCGACGGCGAUCGCGCCGCGAGCGAGCAGCCCCCGGCCGAACGCGUUGGACGAGGCGGAGGAUGAGCUCUGGAACCUGCUAGACGUGAUCCACCGCAAGGGGAUCCGGCUGCGAGAGGAGGUUGAGUGCCUUCAGGGUCGCCUGGAGAGCGUGGCGACGGACGAGCUGGUGUCGACGGACGUGCUCGAGGCUGUGACAAAAAUCACCGGUCUUGGCAAUGCCGACAGGACGAUCGGCCGCAACGUUCUUGACGACGGGAGUGUCGAUCCCGAACAGCAGGACAGCAGGGACCCGCAAGUGAUAGCUCUCAGGCGGGAAAAGGAACAGCUGCUGGACAAGGUGGCCGAGCUCGAAGCGGAAACGAUAUCGAGUCGCGCUCGAGCUCAGGAACUGCAAACGGAAUUGGCCGCCCUAUCGGCGCUCAAGACUGGUCUGGAGGAUCGGUUGCGGGCUGGACUGACCGAGAGUGCCUCGGAGAUCUUGGCACCGGGCGUUCAAAGACUGCAACCUAUCGCGCCGGUGAUCUCUUCGCCGAAAAAUGCCAACGUUACUAGUAUCAAGAGCAAGAGCUCGGCAUUCGCGUCGGUCACCGGUAGUCCCGGAGGCAAGGUUCACAAGAGCCGCUUUCGCACGAGGACCAUCGAGAAGAAUGUACUGCUGGACGUGGUCGGGCGCAAUGACGAGAUGCGCAAUGUCGACAUCGAUAUUGAGGCGAACGUGAAUGAAAGGCGAGCUAGGCUGGGAGCGCUCGAUUCCAUCCUAGUCUCGCCCACCAGGGUGACUCACGUGAAAGACGUAGACUCGAAGAAGAUUGCGGCCAUUCUUCGCGAGCAUUCGCCCCUCGAGCUUCAGCGGCACCUAAUUACUACUACCGUCCAUAAUCAGGUCCUACAAAAAAGGCUAGAUGAAGUGAAAAAGAGUACCGAAACUCUCUCGGAGCGACUGGACAAAGCGCGCGAGGAGAACGACGAUUUGCGCUUCCAGUUGGAGGAACGAAAUAUCGAACUGGAAGGCACGAGGGCGCGGGUGCGCGUGUUGGAGCGUCUUCAGCAACGACCGCCGACGGAGGCCGAGCCGGAGGCGGACUUGGAACAGCCCAGGUGCGAGCAGAGCGGCCUCGAGCCCGGCAGCAGCACGGAGUCCGCGCGGGAUCAUCAUCAGCCGGUAGAGAUCAAACCGUCGCCGCGGCGGCGUCCUAGUCGUAUACCUUUACCCGGCAACGUGAGUGGCAAGACAACGUCGACGACGCCUACAGCGAGCGUGACUGCAACGACGCCUGUGCGACCUUCCAGUCACGGCAGGAACGACAGCAGGGAAUCGCUCAAGUCGCUAACGAGACCGCCGCGUGAUUCUAGUCGUGACAGCCAUGGCGGCGGCAAGUCGUUGUCGAAACCGCGCGACUCCAGCCGGGACUCGCUGGGCAAUAGAAGUCUGUCCAGGAGCGGUGGUAACGGAAGCAGCAACAGUAGCGUCGGUGGCGGCGGCGGCGGCGGCGGCGGCGGCGGCGGCGGCGGCAAGGAAAUAAACCGGGAGUCAUCCUUGAACAACCGGUCCCUGCCGCGUAACAAUUCCAGCCGAGACUCCUUAAAUAAAUCCUCCUCGCUGUCCCGCGCCCGUGACUCGCUGGAGUCUAACAACAAUCUGAGCACGUCCUCGCCCACCACGGGACCGACUAAUGCUCCCCCUCGACGACCGCCCGCUCCCGCACGCCGUUCCCACAGCCUGGCGCGCGCAGCGACGUCCGAUGUGUCCGAGAACGGCAAGAGCUGCACCGAACCACCGAGCUCCUGGUGUUCGAGCAACAGCAGUUUCCGUCACAGCGACUCGUCCCUCUAUCCGGAUUCCCUGAAUCAAGAGACAUCGUCCGUCACCGGUUCCACACGAGUAGAAUUCAUAAUCGGCUCGCCUACCAGGCGCUUCCGCACGAGCUCCGCCUGGGCGCAUCGCUACUUCGACAGCAUCGACUCGGCGGCUACGGUGCCCGAGAGCCUGCUAACCGACGAGUUUCCUCUUAGACGCGGCGAAGCUCUGGCCGAGUGCGACUCGCUCGAGUGUCAUCCGAUCUCGAGCGAGGAUUAAACGCGCAACCGAUCGAAACGUUAGCGCGAAGCUAGCGAAAGUGGCGAGUCGCGUAGAGCGAAUUUACUUGCUCUUGCUUCUUUCCAUUAUUUCACACCGUACCACUGGUUCUGCUUCUACGCGGCCUUACUCGCGUCGCGUCACCGAUGCGUACGCGAAUGUAUAAAUAACGGAAUUCUAGAAACAUAUUCGUUUAGAAGAUACGACGCGCUGGGGGAAUGACACUCGCGUUCUCAAUGACCCUUAUUCUGUGCCUUUUUAAUAUCGAAUGCUUUUCAUUUAUCUUUGUUUAAGAAUCGCGUCUCGUGGCGAUUCUAAGCGAACAUGAAAUCCAACGAUUCUAAACUCAAGUGUAACAAUACCGUUUCCCCGCAGGACUUACUACGUACUUCCCUCGAGUUGCAUUUAAAAGGCAUUUCAUACACCUUUAUAACACAACGGAGAUUUUUUAGCAGGCAAUUUUGCUAUCGAAUCAAAAGUAAAAAUGAUGUAACUGAUAAUAGCAAUUGUCCAAAACAGUGUUGAAAGUUGAUACCUUCAUUGACGAUAUAAAGAUGGAAAUACGGUCAAAUUUCAUAUUUAUAGAUAUAUCAUGUUUGAGUAUGGACAAAAAUUUCUAAAUUAUAUAAAUAUAUCGCGUUUAUUUAUCAAGUAAAAGAAAAGCACACACAUACCGAGAUGUAAUAAAAAUUUGUUUCGAAUCUUUUAAGGAGAGUCAGUGCAAGAAUAUGCGUUAUUUUUAUCUUCCUUCGGAUUUUCUCGUAUGUGUAAAACAUAUACCUAGCUUAUCAACAGGUAUAUGUAUAAUUCUUAUCAAUUAAGAAACAUUUUUGAAUAUUUUAUCGAGUCGCAUAUCAGUAAAUGCAACGGCAAACGAUUAUAUUUAUUUAUUUCGAUAUUUGAUGUUACGUUUGGUAUUGUUUUUAAUAUGUAAACAUUGUAAAUGGUAAUUGGUUUACCUAACCAACAUCAAGAAUGAGUUUGUUAAUCAAACUUUCGAUUACUUGGUCCACGUUCGGUGACAUUACUUUGCAACUCUGUAAAUUUUAUAUCUACAUCUAUCUUGUAUACCGCUAUUUUUUAUAUUUCUCGCGAAUAUUUGUAAUCUCUCUUAUCCUUGAGCGAAAAGCUUUUGGUUUGACAAAAGUGUCGUUAGCAGAGUCAGGUGUGUGGAAAGAUCCGAUCGGAUUGUUAGCUCGAAGUAAAGGAUAACAGAGCCGAUAUUUCACAUUCCACAGCUGCAAUUUCGUAUUCCAUUUAGCAUUUUUAUCUUCGAUUUGAAUCUAUGUUGUGAUUAAUCGCUUUCUUAUUUAUUGCGUGUAUUGUAAUAAUGCGGAUUUGCGUCCGAGUUUAGUAGAAGUUGUUGAUACGGAAAAGUAUUGUGCUAUUAAUUCGUGACUGUUGGAAAAGCCAAAAGACAAGACAGAUGCUAAAAUUUUUAUCGAAUACGGAAAUGUAUUGAGUGCUCUCCACUUGCACUUUCUCGAAAAUAACACAUAUCAUGUUUAUCAUUGCGUUCGCCCGCAGGACGCAAUAGUACGUUGAUGGACAUACAUCGAAUGCAUGAACAACGAAGGAACAAUGAAUGCGAAUAGAACGAAUAGAAUGCGAUACGUUGAAAGGAUGUUUUUUUAUAUAUAACUAAUUUGAUUUCGUAUUCGCUGUUCAUUCGUUCAUUCGUUCUUCGGUCGUAUAACAUGUAUAAAUCAACUGAGAGUGAUAAAAAUGAGCGAUGCUAACUCUUACUCGUUAUUAGGGAGAUUGAGACUCGUCGAAUUCGUUGGCGAGAUUCACCGGAAUUGCAUCUCAAAUGAUACGCGUAAAUUGACGAUGCCGCAACUCCGGAAAGAGCACUAUGUUACUACACAGUUCCUCAUUUCAACAACCAAUUUAAUUAUUUAUAAUUAACAAUGACGAAUUGUGAACACUGAAUAAUAAUCACAGACGGAGCCUGUGAUCCUAGCUAUAAAUAACCGCGAAACAUGUGAUUAACAUAUAGUUUAAGGUGUAAGCCACAGGACUGACGGACUCUACUUAUUAUUUUAUUAGCGCCUAAUGUCUUUAUGCGCGACGGAAACGAACAGGGGAACCGAUGCGCACUCGGUGAAUUUUGCUCUUUUUUUCCGUGUCUUUUUCCUUUUUGUACAAUGGGGGUUUGUGAUGCCAGCGAGAAUGCUCAGAUAUUAUUGUUAUUCGUACAGCCGGUGGAUCUUAGUGCCCGUAUUAGCGCGCGCGCUGCCGACUGGAGGCUAUUAUUUUUAUACAUUUAAUUAACGAGCGUAAAUCGCGAAGGAGCAAUGUAAACGGGCUGCGAAGGUGCAGCAUCCUCCGAUGGAUAUUAAAACGCUGUCGCUGUAUUAUAUUUUAUCUAGUUUAGAUAUGUCUUAUCAUGGAUAGAAUUAUUAAUUAUUGUUUUACGAAUACACACACCGACAUAUUUGUACAUAGACGACGUCGCGAUUUAUUUAAAUAAAUUAGCUCUAAUGUAAAUAAAUAUUAUCCGUAACGAAUCUGCGAUAAUGUGAUCCUAUUAAUAAAACGAAAUUACUUGAAGAUAUCCAUUUUCUGGUAUGCAAUUACCUAAUGGUCCUCGUACAGAUCCGUACGACUUUGACAGAUUACCGCGUGCUUUUGUAAAGCAAGGUAUAUUCAACAGCACGCAAAAUGUAUAUUACAUUUCGUCAUAUUAUAAGAGAUCACUUUGCAAUCACGCGUUAUCGACGUGAUCAACAAAUUAUCCGCCGUAUUAAUAUCGAGAUAUGGAAGUAUCGUCAAAAUCUUUCAGUAUCACGAGAUAAUAAAAUAAAAUAAAGAUUUUAGAUUUUAAUAAUA